AGUCUACCUCCCCGGACGAUCUUAAGGGCUUACACAAUUCGGCCCCGUGAGUCCGAAAUUUUACCUUUGCGAGGACUCCAAACAAAACUUGGACAUAUCAUCGCUUUCUUCUGGACAACGGCAGUUUUGGAAAUCAAUUACCUCUGCGUCGCAGACGACCACUAGCCUCUCUUUCUUCUGCUGGACUACGGCCGGCCGUUUGGGAAAUCACUUUCCAUUCUGUCGUAGACGACUACCAUAGUUAUAAAUACCCAAUCAUCGUCUUUCUCGUAUUGUUAUCUAUUGGGAGGGAAAGAGAUUAAGUGAAUACACAAAGAUGUACCACAAUCUUUUAUUUCUUUUGUUCAUUAUUCACCUCCCCAUUCUCGCCUUCUGCUCAGAACGCCAGGUUUACAUAGUGUAUCUCGGAGAGCACAAUGGAGGCAAAUCAAAGCAUGAAAUAGAAGACCACCACCUCUCGCACUUAUCAUCAAUCAAAGCCAUUGAUGUCGAAGAAGCAAGGUCUUCUCUUCUUUACAGCUACAAGAACAGCUUCAAUGGCUACGCCGCUGUUCUUACUCCUGACGAGGCAUCCAGGCUAUCCGAGCUCGACGAAGUGGUAUCGGUUAUCCGGAGCGAUCCGAAGAAGUACUCUAUGCACACCACAAGGUCAUGGGAAUUCUUGGGCUUGGAAGAAGGGAAAGGACCUUGGACCCCUACAAAGAUGAGAGGAGGCCUGUUGGAGAAGGCCAAAUAUGGAAGGGGAAUCAUUGUUGGGGUUAUGGAUAGUGGUGUGUGGCCAGAAUCGAUGAGCUUUAGCGAUAAAGGAAUGAGGCCCAUUCCAAAAUCAUGGAGAGGAAUCUGCCAAACUGGACAAGAGUUUGACUCGUCCCACUGCAACAGGAAGCUUAUCGGAGCUCGGUACUAUCUCAAGGGCUAUGAGAACAACUUCGGCCCUCUUAACACCACACUGGACUACCGAUCACCACGCGACAAGGAUGGCCACGGGACUCACACGGCAUCCACCGUCGGAGGCCAGAGGGUGGCUAACGUCUCCGCCCUCGGCGGCUUCGCCCGCGGCACUGCGUUGGGCGGCGCGCCGCUCGUCCACCUGGCCAUCUAUAAAGCGUGUUGGGCGAUCCCCAACGUAUCUAAAGUGGAAGGCAACACGUGCUUCGAGGAGGACAUGUUGGCUGCCAUGGACGAUGCCAUCGGUGACGGCGUCGAUGUAAUAAGCAUCUCCAUUGGCACGAGUCGGCCCUUGCCAUACGCCCAAGACAGCAUAGCCUUAGGGGCAUUUCACGCGGCCAAAAGCAACAUUGUGGUGGCGUGCUCCGCCGGGAACAAAGGGCCUGCUCCAGGGACCCUAUCGAACCCGGCUCCAUGGAUCAUCACCGUCGGUGCCAGCACCAUUGACCGAACUUUUGUCGCACCCGUGGAGCUCGGAAACGGGACAUUGAUUGAGGGACAAACAAUCACUCAAUAUAAUUCCAACAAGAUGUAUCCACUAAUUUAUGCUGGAGAUGCAGUAGCCUCAAAUGUAUCCCAGGACGUCUCAGGUCAAUGCCUCCCAAAUUCCCUUAAUCCAAAGAAGGUAAGUGGGAAGAUAGUGUUGUGCAUUAGAGGAAACGGGACGAGAGUUGGCAAAGGCAUGGAAGUAAAGAGAGCUGGUGGUGCUGGCUUCGUACUGGGUAAUGGCCCGGCCAACGGAGGGGAGCUGACGUGCGACCCCCACGUUCUUCCGGCGACUGCCGUGACUCAUGACGAUGCCACUCGGAUCUAUGACUACAUCCGAUCUACCAAGAGUCCGAUGGCGAGAAUAGUACCAGCAAGAACGGUCAUGUAUGCUAAGCCCGCUCCUGUCAUGGCCGCAUUCACGAGUCGAGGUCCGAAUGUCAUCGACCCCAAUAUUCUCAAGCCUGAUAUCACGGCCCCGGGAGUGAAUAUAUUGGCGGCGUGGAGCGAGGCAGAUUCGCCGACAAAGUUGGAAAGCGAUCCUCGAAUCGUGCAGUACAACUUCGAAUCGGGGACUUCGAUGGCCUGCCCUCAUGUGGCUGCUGCAGCCGCUCUCCUCAAAGCCAUCCAUCCAAAAUGGAGCAGUGCAGCUAUAAGAUCUGCCCUUAUGACUACAGCUUCUCAAUUGGACAACACGGGCAAGCCGAUAACUGAUGCAGCAGGCACUCUUGCAACUCCCUUCGCGUCAGGAGCCGGCCACUUGAUGCCGCAAAGAGCGGCGGACCCUGGCCUCGUCUACGAUGCGUCGUAUUCAGACUAUGCCGCAUAUCUAUGCAACCUCGGUAUCAAGGACCCAAGCUUCCAGUGCCCGAGCGAGCGGAUCAUCUCAAGCAAUCUCAAUUAUCCAUCUCUCCAAAUCAGUAGACUCAAUGGGACUAUCACAGUGACGAGAACCGUCACAAAUGUAGGGGGAAAACACAACAGUUGUUACUUCUCACAUGUCAAACCGCCGAUGGGGUUCUCGGUGACGAUCCGGCCAAGUUUGCUGGUCUUCGAUCGCAUCGGCCAAAAGAGAAGCUUCACCAUUACAGUCAAAGUGAGAGAUAGCAUGGUGAAGAGUAUUCUUGGAGAUGACUAUGCCUUUGGAUUGUAUGGAUGGAAUGAUGGGAUUCACAACGUGAAUAGUCCCAUGGCAAUAUCUUUAGCAUAAGCUUUCUUAUAAAAAAAGAAGGAGAGUAAAUUGGCCACAUUUUGUUUUAUGCUUGCAA
This is a messenger RNA of Syzygium oleosum, 2702 nucleotides long. RefSeq names its product subtilisin-like protease SBT5.6. Gene Ontology annotation, molecular function: serine-type endopeptidase activity. The record is from RefSeq and is a predicted model, not a curated record. Gene Ontology annotation, biological process: proteolysis. The transcript is spliced from 9 exons. NCBI's taxonomy places the organism in Eukaryota, Viridiplantae, Streptophyta, Magnoliopsida, Myrtales, Myrtaceae. The coding region runs from base 317 to 2644 and encodes 775 amino acids.